Molecule: messenger RNA, 1506 nt
Organism: Cajanus cajan (pigeon pea)
Lineage: Eukaryota; Viridiplantae; Streptophyta; Magnoliopsida; Fabales; Fabaceae
Product: trans-resveratrol di-O-methyltransferase
Molecular function (GO): O-methyltransferase activity; protein dimerization activity
Source: RefSeq, a predicted model, not a curated record
UUCAACUUCAACGAUUCUGGUCUUGUAUUUCAGUCACGGCUUUCUUUGGCAGAAGAAAGUGAAACUCAUACUUUUCUAGAAGUCAAAAGUCAAGGAAUAACAAAACAACAACAACCUACUAAUUCAGAUCAGUUGCGGUUUUGUUUGUUAUAAAAAGCAGAAGUGAUCUAAAGAAGAGAAUUAUGCAAAAGAUGGAUGUUGAAGAGUUGUUUCAGGCUCAGGCCCUUUUAUAUAACUACACUUAUAGCUUCAUUGGUUCCAUGUCUCUCAAAAGUGCAGUUCAUUUGGGAAUACCAGACGUAAUCUCAAAGCAUGGCCAACCAAUUACUAUUCCUGAGUUGGUCUUGGCACUUGAGAUCAACCCUAAUAAAUCAGGUUAUGUGUAUAGGCUCAUGCGCUUGUUGGUGCAUGCUGGCUUCUUUGUGACAAGCAAGGUUAUAAAAGAAGAUAAAGAAGAAGUGGGGUAUGAUCUCACACCUUCCUCUAGGCUACUCCUUAAAGAAAAUGUUCCAACAUUGUCUCCUUUUGUUCGAGCAAUGUUUCAUCCGGCUCUGGUUCACUCAUCAGAGUUUUUGGCUGAGUGGUUUCACAAAAAUGAGGUAACACCCUUUAACACUGCAUUUGGCAUGAGUUACUGGGAGUAUUUAAGCCAAAACCAAGAGUUUAAUGGCCUCUUCAAUGAAGCAAUGAUCAGUGAUUCCGGGAUGAUGAAUUUGGUCAUCAAAAACUGCAAAUCUGUUUUUGAGGGGCUGAAUUCGUUGGUUGAUGUUGGAGGUGGUAAAGGAGCUGUUGGAAGGAUAGUUUGUGAGUCACUACCUAAUUUGCAUUGGACUGUGCUUGAUCUUCCACAUGUGGUUGAAAAUUUGCUUGACAGCCCCAAUUUGAAAUUUGUUGGAGGUGACAUGUUUCAGUUUAUUCCUUCAGCAGAUGCCAUUCUUCUUAAGUUGGUAUUGCAUGCUUUUAGUGAUGAAGAGUGCAUUAAGGUGCUGAAAAAAUGCAGAGAGGCUAUAUCAAACAAGGGGAAGGAAGGGAAAGUAAUUAUUAUAGACAUAGUGAUCGGGGAAAAGAAUGAAAAUCAUGUAUUGACAGAAGCAAAGCUGUUUUUUGAUAUGUUAAUGAUGGUUCUGGUUAAUGGAAAAGAAAGAGAAGAAAAAGAAUGGGAGAAACUCUUCUUGGAAGCUGGAUUCAGUCAUUACAAGAUAACAUCCAUCUUUGGUAUGAGGUCGCUUAUUGAAGUUUAUCCUUGAAUUACCCAAAUAAUUUCUAUUCUCAGGAGUAGUGAUUUAUGCGUUGCUUUUGUGUUUCUUUCUAUAAUAAAGAUUGUGUCCUAGUUUCUGUUGAUCUUCACGAAUGUAACAAUUCUACUGCCUGUAUUUGGUAUCACAACUAUGUUUUAGUAAGGUGUGUAAUUGUCAAUUGUGUAUUAUUUGGAUCUUAGUGUUUUCCCUGUUUCCUCUAUGGGUAUCAGAUUAAGCUUAAUUUCAGGGCAGGGCUGUAUUUUUUUGA